This is a messenger RNA of Rotaria sordida, 422 nucleotides long. NCBI's taxonomy places the organism in Eukaryota, Metazoa, Rotifera, Eurotatoria, Philodinida, Philodinidae. The record is from the annotation of a GenBank genome assembly.
CUUCAUUAUGUUCAAUAGAAAAACCAAUAAUCAUCGACUACUUAUUUGUUCAUGUCAAUAGUAGAAGAAAUAGAUUCCGAACAUCAUUUAUCAUAAGAUGAUGCUGAGCAAUGUUGUCUUAAAUUGAAGGAAUAUUUCAAAAAAAAAUUUGUUUUAUUUUUUUAAAAUUAAAAUAUGGUCAAAUACAAUUUAUACUUAUUGAUCCAUAGGACGGUGAACAUAUUCAAUGUGGAACAAUUGAUUUAACAUUUCGAAAUAUUACAAUGAUGAAUACAACAAACAUAAUUAAUAAUCGUUUAUAUACAAAUGGCUCAAUUGAUUUAUAUUUUAUAAAAUUAUUGAAUAAUGAUUAUUUUAUAUUCUAUUUAAAACAUGAAUAUCUUGGUCGUACACAUAUAUUAACAAUUGAAUCAAAAUAUUGA